Messenger RNA from Aureococcus anophagefferens, 249 nucleotides. RefSeq lists its product as hypothetical. The record is from RefSeq and is a predicted model, not a curated record. The annotation marks the transcript as partial. Gene Ontology annotation, biological process: protein import into peroxisome matrix. The transcript has a single exon. Gene Ontology annotation, cellular component: cytosol. NCBI's taxonomy places the organism in Eukaryota, Pelagophyceae, Pelagomonadales, Pelagomonadaceae.
CCGGCCGCGCCCAAGGGCGACGUCUCCGUCAAGGACGCGUCGCUCUACGAGGCGCUCGGCGUCGACCCGGGCGCGUCGGACGCGCAGAUCAAGAAGGCCUACUACAAGAAGGCGCUCAAGUGCCACCCGGACAAGAACCCGGACAACCCCGAGGCCGCCGCCGAGUUCCAGAAGAUCGGCGCGGCCUACCAGGUGCUCGGCGAGCCCAAGAGCCGCAAGACGUACGACGAGAAGGGGCUCAGCGGCGUC